Molecule: messenger RNA, 810 nt
Organism: Babesia ovata
Lineage: Eukaryota; Apicomplexa; Aconoidasida; Piroplasmida; Babesiidae
Product: acidic leucine-rich nuclear phosphoprotein 32, putative
Exons: 1
Coding region: 1-810 (269 amino acids)
Cellular component (GO): nucleus
Molecular function (GO): histone binding
Source: RefSeq, a predicted model, not a curated record
AUGGACGUAGCCGUUAACAAUCGCCUCAAGGCGCUCAGAGAGGAACUCAAUCUGGAGGAAGGAGACGAGUCGGUGUACACUCACCUUCGUGAACUCAUCCUCGACGGGACCGUAAUAAAGACACUGACGCCUCAGGAUGGCGACCUCCUCGCAAAGUUCAAGAACCUCGCCAAACUCUCACUCAACGGCACAGGGCUCACCUCGCUUACCAACUUCCCUGAGAUGCGUUCGCUGAAGGUCCUCGAGAUGACAGACAACUACCUCUCCGACACCGUCAUAUUCUCGAUGAUACCGAACCUUUUCCCCAAUCUGAGUAUGCUGCACCUUGGCGGAAAUCACCUCAAAACAAUCGAGGACGUGCACAUGCUACGCCCAAUGAAGCACCUGGUGGCAUUGGGUCUCGCAAUGAACCCUCUGGCGUCGGCCGAAAACUACAGGGAGACAAUCUUUUCUGCCCUGCCCAAUCUCCAGAGCCUUGACCAAGUUGACCACUCAGGAGCAGAGCGCCACGUGGAUUCCGACGCAGAGUACUACGACGAUGAUGACGAUGACGAAGAGGAGGGAGAUGACGUACUUAAAAAGUUCUACGAGGCUGACUACAACAGUGACGACGACCAAAAUGACGAGGAAUUCGUACCGGACGAUGGACAAGAGGAGGAGGAAGAUUUCUACGAGGACGAAGAGGAGGAAGUGGAAGAAGGAGACGAUGACGAGUAUGCCGAAAAUGGAAACGGAACUUCGUCUUCGAGCAGUAAAAGAAUGCGCGAAGAAUCAGAUGAUGAGGCCAAUCACAAGAAGGUCGCACAGUAA